CACAUUGCCAGUACAUUUUGUGACUUGAGAAGAUAUCAAAUAUCAGAUAUCGCAAAUCCAUAUCAGAUUCAGUGCAAUGGAAGAGGCAAUACCAGAUUGGUUAACCAAUGAAUUUCUCACUCAGUGUCUCAGAGGAGAAGAGACCAAACGUGACAUUGUAGUGAUCAAUCACAAAUUGUCUCCAGUGGCUCCCCCUGGCAACAACUACGGCAGUUUCAUCACCAGGGUGAGAAUUGAAUACAAACAUUCUGCUGACAAAGAGUUGCACAGUAUAUCUCUGAUAUUAAAAUCAGAACUUACACAAGGAGUAGUGAAAGAAGCGUUCGACAAUCUAGGCGAACUCCAACAAAGCGAGUAUGACUUUUAUUACAAAUUUAUUCCAAAAGCAGCCAAACUACUUGACACAUCUUCGUUUGCACCACAGAGUUAUCUCCCUCCAGUAAACGGUAUCACCGUACUAGAAGAUUUGAAAGCGAACGGCUUCGUAAUGGCCGAUAGAACAAAACAGUUGGACUACGAUCACUGCAGAUUGUACAUGGACGCUGCAGCAAGCAUGCAUGCUGCAUAUGUAGCUGUUCACAAACAAGAUCCAAAUGUCAUAGAAUCGAUAGAAAAAGAGAAAAUGUUCUCGAAUGAAGUAGGUGGGCAUGAAAUGUUCUUAUCGAUGAUCAAAGGAGGUAUGACUGUUCUGGCUGACGCUACUGAGAAAGCUGAUGGGUUUCAAAAGUAUGCCAGAGUGUUAAGAGAUGCAAUACCAGUCUUGUGGGAGGCCUUGGUAGAAAUCCACAAACCUUGUGAUUACAUCAACACCAUCAACCAAGGAGACCCUUGGACCACCAAUAUGAUGUUCAAGUAUGAUGAUGAGGGUAACGUCACUGAAGUCAAACUCAUAGACUUCCAAUGUCUACGGUACGCAUCACCCUUCAAUGAUGUGGUGUUUUUAAUUUGGACGAGUGCAAAUAACUAUGUGCGGACACAUAAGCUCAAUGAACUGUACCAGAAUUAUCUUUAUACUUUCAACAACAAACUAGAAGAAACACAUUGUACCGAGAGGUUGACAUACACACAGAUGAAGGAGUCGUUAAGAAGGUUAAGUCCCUUAACAAUUUUCCUGGCUGCAAGCUGGUAUCCUCUUCUCACCCAUCCAGAUGCAGUAGACUUUGGGAAAUUCCUUCCAAAGGAAGGUGAAAACAGCGAAGAAGUUGUCUUGAAGUAUUACCAGCAUUUUUAUAAUGAAAAGUUCUGCAAAGAAGAAGUUCCCCAACUUCUAGAACAGAUUGAAAAGGAAGGGGUGUUUGAAGAUUUGGAGGCUCUUCUGAACAAAUGUUGAAUCUUUAAUAAUUCUGUGUAGAAUAUCUUACAAUGGAUUUAAAAUAGCUUCAUCUGUAGGUCUACAGAUGUUGAACUAAAUUUUAUAGUUGUCUUUACAUUUACAAAUGAUAUUUAAUAUUGUUUCAUCCCUCUGGUAAAAUUAAUAACAUAUA
Molecule: messenger RNA, 1484 nt
Organism: Macrosteles quadrilineatus (aster leafhopper)
Lineage: Eukaryota; Metazoa; Arthropoda; Insecta; Hemiptera; Cicadellidae
Exons: 2
Coding region: 77-1330 (417 amino acids)
Source: RefSeq, a predicted model, not a curated record